ACGAGAGGCACUCGGCAGCAAGAUCUAGUCACCAUUCGCGAUGGCCAAGUCAAAGAACCAUACCAAUCACAACCAGAACAAGAAGGCCCAUCGCAAUGGCAUCAAGAAGCCCAAGACUAACCGGACGCGGUCAUUAAAGGGUGUUGACCCUAAGUUCCGCCGCAACGCACGAUACGCACUCACUGGCUCUUACAAAGCCCGCGCCGAGGCCAAGGCAUCAUAAAAUACGCCUUGCCACACGAGAUCACACGCGAUGUAGUUAUGGAUAGAGGGGAUGUCCGCGUCCGUCUGGCGCCUUGUAUUGCCUACCACUAUGCCCAUGCGUUAUGCUUAGGGAGUGCACUCAAAAGCAGAAAAUGCCAAAAACAGCGCAAAAUAAUCCAUUGGAGUGGGACCUGGGCAAGAUAGAGAGCCUGCAUCUUACAACUACCUGAAGAGUAAGUCAAGACGAACGUUGUCCUUGACGAUUUUGCUCGAGGGCUGCACGCAGUCUGAUAGCC
Gloeophyllum trabeum ATCC 11539 is the source of this 500-nucleotide messenger RNA. RefSeq lists its product as uncharacterized. The record is from RefSeq and is a predicted model, not a curated record. Gene Ontology annotation, cellular component: ribosome; cytosolic large ribosomal subunit. Bases 41 to 223 code for a protein of 60 amino acids. The transcript is spliced from 5 exons. Gene Ontology annotation, biological process: cytoplasmic translation. Gene Ontology annotation, molecular function: structural constituent of ribosome. NCBI's taxonomy places the organism in Eukaryota, Fungi, Basidiomycota, Agaricomycetes, Gloeophyllales, Gloeophyllaceae.